UAAUCGACACAUUUGCAUCCCCAGGUGCAUGCAGCCUCUCUAUUCUACCCCAUCUUUAUUUUUGUUUUCCCCUUAGACUUAGUUUUAGUUCCUCUUUCCCUUCCCAUUAUUUUCCUUCUCUCUCGAUUUCUUUUCCCCUUAUUGCUGGGGGAUACCAAGGGUGACAUGGAUAGACAAGCAAACUUACUUGAUCGACCCCCCCCCCCUUGGCCCCAUUGGAAAUUAUGCCAGUAGUCUUGUCUUGUCUUGGGUUAAGUCGGCAUAUGCAGACUUGCUGUACUCCGCCAACUUUAUCAAUUAUCAAUUCUCCAAUGAACCAGUUUCUAACGUUCUCAACACUGUGUAUAUUAUGCCAGGAUAUUAUGUUGACUGUCAAACAAAUAUCCAACAAACUAUAGUUUCCAACAUUGUGUCAAUGUUAACUGUCCAAUAAACUAUUCCAAUUACGCUGUCCACGUUGUGCCAUUGUCCGUUGUUCAACAACUCUCCAUCAAACUAGUUUCCAACUUUGUCAACGUUGUGCCAUUGUCGACUGUCCAACAAAUCUCCAAGAAAAUAGUUUCCAACGUUGUUCCUUUGUCGGUUGUUCAGCAACUCUCCAUCGAACUAGUUUCCGACGUAGUCAACGCUGUGCCUUUGUUGGCUGUUCAACACCUAUCCAAUCAAACACGCGUUUCCAACGUUGUGACGUUGUUGGCUGUCCAACAAAUCUCCAACACACUAGUUUCCAAUGUUGUGCCAUUGUCUGUUGUUCAACAACUUUCCAACGUUGCCAACGUUGUGUCAUCGUCGACUAUCCUACUGAUCUCCAAUCUACCAGUUUCCAACGUUGUGCCAGUGUCAGUUGUUCAACAACUUUCCAUCUAACUAGUUUCCAGCUUUAUCAACGUUGUGUCAUUGUAUACUAUCUAACUAAUCUCCAAUCUACCAGUUUCCAACGUUGUGCCAUCGUCGACUAUCCAACAAAUCUCCAUCGAACUAGUUUCUAGCUUUGACAACGUUGUGCCAUAGUUGGUUGUUCAUAACAACUUUCCAUCGAACUAGUUUCCAACGUUGCCAACCUUGUGUCAUCGUUGACUAUCCAACUAAUCUCCAACCUACUAAUUUCCAUCGUUGUGCCAUUGUCGACUGUCCAACAACUCUCCAACUAACAAGUUUCCAACGUUGCCAACGUCGUGUCAUUGUUGAUUGUUCAACAACUUUCCAGCGAACUAGUUUCCAACGUUGCCAACGUUGUGUCUUUGCUGGCUGUCAACAACUAUCCAAUCAAACGUGUCUCCAACGUUGUGACAUUGUCGACUGUCCAACAACUCUCCAACUUACUAGUCUCCAACGUUGUGCCAUUGUCGACCGUCCAACAAAUCUCCAACAAACUAGUUUCCAACUUUGUCAACGUUGUGCCAUUGUCGGUUGUUCAACAACUUUCCAGCGAACUAGUUUCCAACGUUGCCAACGUUGUGUCUUUGCUGGCUGUCAACAACUAUCCAAUCAAACGUGUCUCCAACGUUGUGACAUUGUCGACUGUCCAACAACUCUCCAACUUACUAGUUUCCAACGUUGUGCCAUUGUCGACCGUCCAACAAAUCUCCAACAAACUAGUUUCCAACUUUGUCAACGUUGUGCCAUUGUCGGUUGUUCAACAACUUUCCAGCGAACUAGUUUCCAACGUUGCCAACGUUGUGCCUUUGCUGGCUGUUCAACAACUAUCCAAUCAAACGUGUUUCCAACGUUGUGACAUUGUCGACUGUCCAACAACUCUCCGACUAACAAGUUUCCAACGUUGCCAACGUCGUGUCAUUGUUGAUUGUCCAUCAUCUUUCCAUCAAACUAGUUUCCAACGUCGAUUCAACGUUAAUCCAUCAAGUUUUCCCAACGUCCAACGACUUUCAAGUUUCCAACGUGGAGCCAACGUUGGCUUGUUACCUGGGUAUUAUCGUUGAGGGUUGACUCUGGUCUUCUUUUGAAGAUGACGCAUGGCUGGAGGCUGUAUUGUUUAUGUGUUGUCUUCUCCGUGUUUUGUAUUUCUUUCUGUUGUAUCUUCUGUUGACCUUUUGUUUCGUGUUGUGAUUAGUCGUCUUUUGUCCAACUUUAUAGCUUCCAAUUAAGUUCUUGAUGUCUUUACAAAGAGUUUCCGCUUGAGUUUCCGUUCCUUGUAAGUGUUAAGAUCUUUGAACUUUCUCUCGAUCUUGUCUUUAAUAGAGUUCAUUAGUAUGGGCGGCCAAAAGGGCCAAAAUUAACAGUUCGAGAAAUAUAUAUACACUCUUAAAAAUAAACUAAAAUGAAGAAAUAUUAUAUCUAAAAAUAAAGAAAUUUCAGAAAUAAGGACAAACACAAAAACAAGACAAUCUCAAAAAAUAAUAAGUGAUAAAAAAAUACAGAAAUAUCCAUAUAAUUGAACACAAUCACAUAAAUAUAUGUUCAUAUACAGAAAAAGAGAAAGUUUGAGAAACGUAAAGACAUCCACAGAAUUAAAUACAACUUCAGAAAUAUAGACAACCGCAGAAAUAAAGACAACUUGAGGAAAAAUAGACUCCACAGAAAUAAAGACAUUUUCAGAAAUAUAGACAGCCAGAGAAAUAAAGACAACCUCAUAAAUAUAGACAACCUCAGAACUAAAGAAAACUUCAGAGACCUAAAAACUACAACAGAAAUAAAGGCAACUUCGGAAAUAGAGAUAUAUCUGCGGGGAUAUCUGCGGAAAUAUAAGAAAAACGUACCACAUAAUUAAAGAAAACUUCGAAAUUAAAAGAAAUGCAGACAUGAGGACAAACACAGAAUUAAGCAAAGCUUCGGAGAUAAAGAUAACUGCAGAAAUUAGGACAUCUACAGAAUUAAAGAAGGCUGUGUAGAUACAGAUAACCGGAGAUACAAGGACAAACACGGAAUUAUAAAGAAAGCUUUGGAAAUAAUUCUAUCUACGGAGUUAAAGAAAACGGCAAAAAUAAGGUCAAAAACUCAAACAAACUGACAAUAAAAGGACAAGAGAGGGCGUGCAGAUACAGAUAACCGGAGAAACAAUACAACCACGGAAUCGUAAACUGAAAGCUUCAGAAAUAAGGACAACUACGGAGUUAGAGAAAACAGCAGAAAUAAGGUCAAAAACUCAAACAAACUGACAAUAAAAGGACAAGAGAGGGCGUGAAUAAAAGCAGCACUUCUGAUCGUCGAUCACGCCGUCGCGUCCUGCGCCAGCAACCCUGCACUAGUCAGCACUGGUGCUACUGCUAUCACGCCCCGCUGACCGCUGCCGGUUCCGCCUAGCUAGCCUAGCCUGUUCGACCGUUCGCGUUACACUUGCUGCUACAAAUCUUCCUCGAGCUAAUAUGGAGUUACGAAUCAACGAUAAUAUAAGAAUACGUGUUGCGGCACUUAUAUCGUAUGUAGAAGCUGAUGCAGGCAGCAUUUGUUUCGAUUCCAUUCAGUACAAACUCGAUAGCCUUUUCAAAGAUGUAUUGGAAUAUCGUGACUACAUGAUAAAUUUUGAUGGCGUGUCAUCGGCAUUGCUCCGUUCCAAACAAAUCUUUGACAAGGCUGUGGAUGCAGCUGUUGAUAGACCAGAUGCAAGGUCCAUGUAUCAACCUGAAACAACUUCAGCUGAAGGUGGUGUAGGGAGGCCUAAAUUCCUGAUAUCAGCGGAUCAACUCCGUUUCUUUGCAGGAGACUUGCACUGUAAUGUGAAAGACAUUUCCAAAUGUUUUAACGUCAGUGAAAGGACCAUAAAAAGGCGUCUCCAGGAACAUGGCAUCUCCUUGAGGAGUCUAUAUAGUCGAAUUGAUGAUAAUGAACUAGAUGAGAAGGUUGAAUUCAUCUUGCAGAAUAUGCCUAUGGCAGGAUACAAAACUGUUGAUGGAUAUCUCAUAUCCCAACAUGUGAGAGUACAAAGACAAAGGAUUCGAGAUAGUCUGCAUAGAUUAGAUCCACAGAGGCAAGAAUUAAGAUCCUUAACUGCUGUACGUCGUAGACAUUACUCUGUUCAAUCACCAUUAUCUCUUUGGCAUAUAGAUGGUCACCAUAAACUGAUAAGAUGGCGAUUUGUAACUCAUGGUGCUGUGGAUGGCUAUAGUCGUGCCAUUGUGUAUCUUCGCAGCUCAGUGAACAACAGAGCUUCUACUGUGUUACAGCUCUUCAGAGACGCAGUUGUGAAGUGGGGAUUACCUUCCAGAGUGCGUUCAGAUCAUGGAGGUGAGAACUUUGAGGUGGCCACGUACAUGCUUGAGCACCCACUUCGGGGACCUGGCAGAGGAUCCUUCAUCACUGGGAGAAGUGUCCAUAAUUCCAGAAUUGAGCGCCUUUGGCGGGACCUCCAUGCACAAGUUACAAGUGGGUUUUACAACCUAUUUAGGAGCUUUGAGAACCGGGGUAUCUUAAAUGUUGACAAUGAGCUACAUUUAUAUUGUCUCCAUGUUGUAUUCCUGCCACGAAUCAAUCACUGCCUGCAAUGUUUUGUUGAAAUGUGGAACAAUCAUAAGUUGAGAACAGCUAACAACCGAACGCCAUUACAGAUGAUGGUAUUGGGACUCCACUUCAACAGAGGAAGCACACUCAGCAAUGAGCAUUUUGACAACUUAUGUGAGGAAGAAGCAGCACAUUAUGGCAUUGACCCAGACCUUGGUCACUUCGUAGCAGAAACUGGUGAAGCUGUGCAAAUACCGGAUACGCAAUGCCCUAUUCCACUAUCUGAAGAUCAGAUGAGCUACCUCCAUGAACAGUUGAGAUGUGCGGAUGAAGAGGACUCAAGUGGUGUCUUUAGUGACCGAGCAUACCUUCGAGGUCUUGAUGUUCUUGAAGGCUUUAAUGAGGAUUUCAUAGAGUAAAGUUGUUAGCUCGCUUAGAAUGCCUGUUACAGAAUUCAUGUAAUAUAUUAAAACCCUAUAUAGCCGGGGGAGGGGGGGGGGGGCUAAGUCAGCCUCCACUCGACAUUUUUUUGCGAUAAGUCUGUGACGCAAAAAACUUGCGCCACAAGGUUUCAUGACUAUUUUUUCAAGUCUCAACUUUUGAGACCGAAUUCGCAAUGCCCGGCUACGCGUUUACAAAGGUUACGCAUCAUUUUACCAGUGCAUGUUGGACUAAAAAUUGCUCAGACAUAUGAUUUCGUGUACAAACCCGAUGUAAAUUCUGUUUUUAGCCAAAAUUUACAAAAGUAUAAAUAUUUUUACAUUCACUGGUUAAAAGCCAUUAAAAAUCAAUGCUUUCUUAUGAUCGGAAUCCUAUUAAAAGAACAAUGAAAAACAAAGUAAAAAAAAAGAGAGAAUACAUAGAAAAAAUAAAAACGAUAAAAGACAUAAUAGAAAUUUGAUGUCCCAAUUUUUUUUCAUUUAUACAUUUGAUGAAAAUAAAAAAAAGAGGGUCUAGACAAAAAAAUAAUAUAAUUUUUUGACAAUCAUUCAGGGAUCUGCAGCACAAAAAAUCAUACUUAGGCAUAAAUCAGCAUAAUUAAUUAGUUGAAAAUAAAUUUGAGUACAUUUGGUAAAAUUAAGGAUACAAUCUUGCAGAUUACGUUGAUGGUGAUGCGCUUGCAGAUUUUCGUCGCGAUUUGGCCGAGAUCAGAGGGGGG
Lytechinus pictus (painted urchin) is the source of this 5554-nucleotide messenger RNA. RefSeq lists its product as uncharacterized. Lineage: Eukaryota; Metazoa; Echinodermata; Echinoidea; Temnopleuroida; Toxopneustidae. The transcript is spliced from 5 exons. Gene Ontology annotation, molecular function: nucleic acid binding. The coding region runs from base 3324 to 4814 and encodes 496 amino acids. Gene Ontology annotation, biological process: DNA integration. The record is from RefSeq and is a predicted model, not a curated record.